AUGGAACUGUCAGAAAUCAAUUGCCCGCCGCCGCCACCAGCCCAGGCCCGUGCCCGGAGCACCGCGCUCUCCCGAUGCCCGGGAGCGCCGGGGGGCGCUGACCACCACCGAGGUCUGCGGGCACCACGCACCCGGGGUCGCCGCAUAGCCCCGGUGAGGCCGAUCCGCCCUCCGCAGCCACCGCCGCAGCAGCAGCAGCGCGGCUCAAGGUCUACCCGUGAAGGACACGAGAGGCCGGCUCCGGACGCUUUCAGUACUCCUUCAGACGUGCCCCGCCGCGCCUCGCGGAGCGCGCCCGUGCCCCCCGCCACUCCCGCCUUCAGAAACAGCCCCGACCCCGCCGAGCCCUGCGGAGCCAAGGCCUCUGUCCCCGAGGCCUGCGACUGCGGUGGCCGACCGCCCCUGGGCCCGGAGCCCCCCGUCCGCCGGCACCAGCAGGGGCACAGAGGGGCCGAACCGAGCCGAGGUUCCCGAGGCCGCGGCAAGCGGUGGCAGGGCAGCGAGGCCCGAGUUCACCCCCUCCCGACCAGCCGCAGCCUCCACCACCGCGUGGACCCCUCCGCCGGCUCCCGCAGCCGGCACUUACCGCCGAGCCGGCACUUCAACUCCCGCGCGCCCAGCCGUCUGUUGCCCCCUCCGCCUCGCACAUGGUACACCCUCUCCCGCGCGGCAUGCUGGGAAAUGUGGUCUCCGGCCACGGCCGCUGGGACGGCGGGGGCGCGGUGGGACUGCGAGGAGCGUCCCCUGGGUGAGCCCACAGGGAAGCGGCACCGGGGGGGACAGCCACAGCCAGGCGACGCUGCGCACCGGCGACCCCUUACAGGGCUGCGCGGGCCCCAGCUCCUAACGGGACGGAAGGAGGUGUAG
Molecule: messenger RNA, 867 nt
Organism: Neopsephotus bourkii (Bourke's parrot)
Lineage: Eukaryota; Metazoa; Chordata; Aves; Psittaciformes; Psittacidae
Product: proline-rich protein 2-like
Exons: 2
Coding region: 1-867 (288 amino acids)
Source: RefSeq, a predicted model, not a curated record